UUCGGGUCAACCAUAGCCGGCGUCCGAACAGGGGAAGCAUAAGAAGAAGAAGAAAAAGAAGAACUGAACAAGAGAGUAGCGAAUUCGAACUUCGAAGAGUGAAAUUCAAUACGCUAUGGAGUUUUUACCUCCCGGAUUCCGGUUCCACCCUACCGACGAGGAGCUGGUGGUGCACUAUCUAUGCCGGAAAUGCGCGGCCCAGUCCGUCGCCGUUCCCAUCAUCGCCGAGAUCGACCUCUACAAGUUCGACCCGUGGCAGCUUCCCGAGAUGGCUUUGUACGGUGAAAAGGAGUGGUACUUCUUCUCUCCCAGGGAUCGGAAGUACCCGAACGGUUCACGACCGAACCGGGCCGCCGGGACAGGGUACUGGAAGGCAACCGGAGCCGACAAGCCCGUCGGGAAACCGAAAACGUUGGGGAUAAAGAAGGCGCUGGUUUUCUACGCCGGGAAAGCUCCGAGAGGAAUAAAGACAAACUGGAUUAUGCAUGAGUAUAGGCUGGCCAACGUCGACCGCUCUCCAGCCUGCAAGAGAAACAAUCUGAGGCUUGAUGACUGGGUACUGUGCCGAAUAUACAACAAGAAAGGAACUCUUGAGAAUUACUCACACUAUGGCGGUAGCGGUAGCAGUAUGGACGAAAAGGAAUUCCAUUUCCCAGAAGCCGGGGAACGUAAGCCCAAAAUAAUAAGCCCUUUUAAUGGGAUGCCUAGGCAAGCAGGCAUUCUACAGACGGGCUCAAGCUGCUGCUGCUCAGAGCAAAUACAAUCGUCAUGUGACAAAGAGGUCCAGAGUGCCGCCCCUAAAUGGGACGACAAAGACGACGUUAAUGUCCAGCUACUCAA
Cuscuta epithymum is the source of this 840-nucleotide messenger RNA. NCBI's taxonomy places the organism in Eukaryota, Viridiplantae, Streptophyta, Magnoliopsida, Solanales, Convolvulaceae. The record is from the annotation of a GenBank genome assembly.